GCUCUGUGAUUAACAGCAGCACACAGCCCGCUGUGUUCAGUAAUCCAAGAUGUCUGCGCCCUGAAGGAUGCUGCUAACGGCGUGAAGGUACAGGACGAGUGACAGUGCAUGGAUUCUCAGUUGACUUGAAGGCAGAUUUAAGGAUUUCCAGACAGACCAGGAUGUCAAAGAUCUCUAAGGCAGCCAAGGCUGUGAAGAAAUUGGAUGCAAGCAAUGUAAUCCGGGCCAUAGUGAGGUCAGGACAAGCAGCCCCUGGACCCCCACUAGGCCCCAUCCUGGGACAGAGAGGAAUCCCAAUUGGACAGUUCUGCAAGGACUUCAAUGAGAAAACCAAAGAGCUGAAGGAGGGCAUCCCUCUCCCAAUCAAGAUCCAUGUGAAGCCGGACAGAACCUAUGACCUGAAGAUCGGCCAGCCUACCGUGUCUUACUUCCUCAAGCAAGCAGCGGGCAUCGCGAAAGGCGCCGGGCAGACAGGCCACGAGACAGCGGGGAAGGUGUCUGUGAGGGCGGUGUAUGAGAUUGCCCAGGUGAAAGCCCAGGAUGAGUGCUUCAAAGUGAGGAACGCCUCGCUCGAAAACGUUGUCAAAAGCAUCAUCGGCUCGGCCCGUUCGCUGGGCAUCGAGGUUGUCAACGAUCUCUCAGCCGACGAGUACAGCGUCUUCUUGCAGCAGAGAGAGGAGAAGUUGAAAGCUGAUGCAGAAGCGGCAGCCGCAGCUGCUGCAGCUGAAGCUUUGUCGGGCAAAAAGAAAUGAAACCUGCGACAACAUUAACCCCCCGUUCCUCUUUUUAUUGACUCUACACAUGAACUGCGUUCAUACAAAAACACUGUUUUGUCUCCAUAUGUGUCUCCAAUCUUAAUAAACUCUUGUUCUCA
Molecule: messenger RNA, 874 nt
Organism: Chelmon rostratus (copperband butterflyfish)
Lineage: Eukaryota; Metazoa; Chordata; Actinopteri; Chaetodontiformes; Chaetodontidae
Gene: mrpl11
Product: mitochondrial ribosomal protein L11
Exons: 6
Coding region: 162-752 (196 amino acids)
Biological process (GO): translation
Cellular component (GO): ribosome; mitochondrial large ribosomal subunit
Molecular function (GO): large ribosomal subunit rRNA binding; structural constituent of ribosome
Source: RefSeq, a predicted model, not a curated record